Molecule: messenger RNA, 1320 nt
Organism: Letharia columbiana
Lineage: Eukaryota; Fungi; Ascomycota; Lecanoromycetes; Lecanorales; Parmeliaceae
Exons: 6
Coding region: 1-1320 (439 amino acids)
Biological process (GO): Arp2/3 complex-mediated actin nucleation
Cellular component (GO): Arp2/3 protein complex; actin cortical patch
Molecular function (GO): actin filament binding
Source: RefSeq, a predicted model, not a curated record
AUGGCAUCGCAAACGCCGGCCGUUGUCAUCGACAAUGGUACAGGUUUCUCAAAGCUGGGCUUUGCGGGCAAUGAUUCUCCUUCCUUCGUUUUUCCAACAGCAAUAGCAACAAAAGGCGGUCCUGGAGGAGCUGGUGGCUCUGGGUCUGGAAGACCCGCCGUUGCAAACAAGCCCUCGUUCCUUACUGGGGGAACAGGUUCUGGUGGUGCCUUGUCUUCGAAGAGGGGUACUGAGGAUCUGGAUUUCUUCAUUGGAGACGAGGCAUUGGCUGCAGCGAGUGGGCCUGGCUAUGGCAUACAUUAUCCUGUAAGGCAUGGACAAGUUGAAAACUGGGAUUACAUGGAGCGCUUCUGGUCCAACUCAAUCUUCAAAUACCUUCGCGUCGAACCAGAAGACCACUACUUCUUACUCACGGAACCUCCAUUGAACCCACCCGAAAAUCGAGAGAAUACCGCAGAGAUCAUGUUUGAGUCUUUCAAUUGCGCCGGUCUCUACAUUGCCGUGCAAGCUGUCCUUGCGCUGGCAGCCUCGUGGACAUCUUCCAAGGUCUCAGAUCGUUCGUUGACCGGCACUGUUAUUGACUCAGGAGAUGGAGUAACGCAUGUCAUACCGGUAGCAGAAGGAUAUGUUAUCGGCAGCUCCAUCAAGAGCAUACCUAUCGCAGGCCGAGACAUCACAUACUUUGUACAAUCCCUGCUCCGAGACCGUGGGGAAGCAGACAGCAGCUUGAAGACCGCGGAGAGGGUCAAAGAGGAAUACUGUUACGUAUGUCCAGAUAUAGUCAAGGAAUUUUCAAGGUUCGACCGGGAGCCAGAUCGAUUCCUAAAACACACGGUCACCUCGCCAAAUGGACGAAGCGUUACCGUGGACGUCGGGUAUGAGCGUUUUCUGGCCCCUGAGAUCUUCUUCAACCCCGAAAUCUAUUCCUCCGACUUUCUCACACCGCUACCUACGGUUGUCGAUGGGGUCAUUCAAUCGUCGCCAAUCGAUGUCAGGAGAGGUCUCUACAAGAACAUCGUGCUCUCAGGUGGCUCCACCCUGUAUAAAGAUUUCGGCAGACGAUUACAACGGGAUAUCAAGCAUAUGGUGGACGCGAGAAUUCGAGCAUCCGAAGUCCGAAGUGGCGGAAAGAAGAGCGGUGGUCUGGAAGUGCAGGUUGUGACGCAUAAGAGGCAACGGCAUGGCCCAUGGUUUGGAGGAAGCUUGCUGGGGCAGACCCCUGAGUUCAGGAGUUACUGUCAUACCAAAGCAGAAUAUGAUGAGAUUGGGCCAAGCAUCGUGAGAAGGUUCAACCUGAUCGGAGGGCCUGGCAGUACGUGA